This is a messenger RNA of Fusarium venenatum, 1558 nucleotides long. The record is from RefSeq and is a predicted model, not a curated record. NCBI's taxonomy places the organism in Eukaryota, Fungi, Ascomycota, Sordariomycetes, Hypocreales, Nectriaceae.
UAUUGACUCACCUUGAAUUCUUUGCAGCAAUUAAUUCUUCGGCGAAAAGCUUGGCUCUUUUUACUAUUCUAUUCUCUUUCUCUUCCUUUUCACUGCUCAAUUGAUUGGUAUUACCCCAUUUGACUUCCCGACAAAGUCAAAAACACAACCACCAACCAUCGGCGAACACCAAAAAGGCCUAGAAGGGGAGAGUACGAAACAAUCGGUUUUCUUUGGCGUCGGAACGGCCCGUGCUACUUUCGAAUUUUCAUCAGAACAAAUGGCAGACACGCCAGACAAUGGGCAAGACUCGAAUUCAUUGAGGAGUGUUGGAGGGGGAUCCAUAGACCGGGCUAUGGCAGCGACAAGACUCACCGCCUCGUCCUCAUCCAACAUUUCCAAUUACGCCUCUAGCGUCUCAAGCGACAACCAGAGCCAGAGUCACGCCCACAGCCAGAAUCUGACAGGGAGUGGAAGCGGGAGUGGGGGUCUUCCUGGAACCCCCGUGAGCCGACGCUCAGGUGGAUGGGAUCGGCAAACUCUUUCCCCGGCCGCCGCUGCAAGGGUGCGACACGAUGAUUCUACCAAUGAAGACUAUGCUCCUCAUCAGUCAAGCAGUCUGCGGCCUAGCAGCGAACUGUUGGAAGACUCUUCCGAUUCUUCAGAUGAAUAUGUUUCGACUUAUAAACCAUUAAAGACUGCGUCACGCUCAAAACGUUUCUUUCAGUCUAUGGUCAACAAGUUAACUAAAUCUUCUGUUCGUUACGGGCACUUGCCAAACAACCAGAAAUGGGGGUGGAAUAUGGGCAUUACUUCGAAACAUCCCUACUGUUCUGUUCUUGGAGUCGAUAUUGAUCCCGUUCGCCCCCCGUACUCCAAGUCUAACUGCACUUUUAAAGUAAUGGACAUAACACAAGAUUGGAACUUUCCCGGCGGCGGCAACUUCGACUUCAUCCACAUCCGACAACUCGGUGACAUCAACGAUAAGCAAAAGUUAAUCCAAUCAGCUUUUGAAAAUUUGAGACCUGGAGGAUGGGUCGAGUUGACAGAAUGGAUCGCAACCCUACAGUCGCCCAACCAUUCACUAGAUGGCACAGCAUUUCGGAAAUGGAACAACCUACUAGAAGAAGGAUUGAAUAGUUUCGGUACUACUCUCAAGUACCCGGAAACGUUCAAGUCAUUGCUCCAGAAUGGGGGAUUUGAGCCUGUCAUUGAGACAAGAAACGGCGCGCCAACGAAUGCGUGUUAUCCAGGGAAGAAGCUUCAGCGUAUAGGCCAUUUGAUGACCCAGAACUGGCUCCUCAUCCUUGAACCGUUGACAAUGCCUGUUUUUACGCAAGGGCUGGGCUGGAGCACUGAACAAGUGCUGACGCUUCUGGCCGAAGUCCGAAAAGAGAUUGGCAACACAAAAUACCAUUCUUUUAUGACGCUAAUAACGGUUUGUGCCCAAAAGCCGUGGGAUGGUAUACCCAGAUCAUCAAGUUCAAACUCUGCCACGGCUUCUAGAUCCGAAUCCUCCCUUGUGCAAACUAGUCGGUCCGGUACACCGCUUCCAUAUUUAGGAGAUAAACCACUUUGA